AUGGAAUUAGACAAAGUCAUCAAUUCAUUCGUCGCAAACUCACAUCCACUCUCCGAAACAACUACAUCGAUUUCCAUACCUGUUGCUCCUGGAAGUAAUAAAAGGCGACAAUCGGCUUCAUCUCUACCAGACUCGAUGUUUUCUUCAGCAGCCAAACCACCACUGGGUCCUGGAUCAUCGUCACAACGAAGGCAAUCAGUGGAUGGGACCCGACGACUAAACACCAGCACUUUAACCAGCAAAUCACCAGCAAAAAAUAAUAGUCCAUACUAUAGAAGGAAUUCUCCUACGGGCCGACAACUACUCUCUACUUCACCGACAUCGAAAUCACGUAUACAAAAGAAAUCAGCUGCAGCCAAUAAAAAGCAUCACCUAAAUUCACCCAUAUUCACCGCCAAUGACAUGACUUUCUGGAUACCCUUUGAGGUUCCGCCCAACGGAACUAGUAAUAAGGCCAAUAAGGCCCAAUGGAACUUUUCUCCGAUAAAAACUUCACCCGACACGAUUCUUACUGGUUUACCGCUCGGGAUGAACGUGGAUCUACCAAAUAAUAGUAAUAGUAGUAAUAACUAUAAUAAACUGCUGUGCAUUGUGACUCAACUCUCCAAAAUCCCAAACAUGUUGUCAUCUAUAGCUACUGAAUUCUUUGAUAGCAAGACCGUACAAGAUCUAAUAUUUGAUAGGAGGACCGCCACAGAAGCCUCGACCCAACGGGCUCACUAUCUUGCAACGAAAUUGGGCGACAAGAUUGUCCAAAUUUCGCCAAAUGCAACCAUUGAAGAUGCUCUCCAGAUCAUGAAGGAGGAGAAAUUGCUUGCAUUGCCAGUCGCCGAACCACCACAGUCCACGUUGAAAUUCAAGUCGCUGGUAUCAAUAGAUACUUUAUUGAAGUCGGUUUUCGCUCGUGGACUCGGUCCUACUCAGAAUGAAGAUGGGUCCCCAGGGCAACGUUCACGUCUUCUCAAGGAAACUAUUGCGUCACAUCUCGCAACAGCAGACUCUCAACCUAAAAUGGUGUAUACUGAUGAACCACUCAAAAUACUCUUGCAUCGAUUGGGCACUGGCGGAGAAAAGCACGUAUUGGUGACAGAUCGCAGUCAUAUCGAUGAUGCAAACUAUUAUACAAUCGUGUCUCAAACGGACGUGCUACACUAUCUAUCGCAGAACCGAGACAAGGUUCCUGGGAUCAGCACUCCUGCAGCAAAUGUGAAGCAAUUGGUCGCGUCUGUUGGUGAACAGAAGGCACCAAUCUUGGCCAGUCACAAGACAACGGCGUUGGAGAUUGCAGAGAGCAUGGUGGAAGGGAACUUUUCUUGUAUUGGAAUUACUGGUGAAAAUGGAAAACUGAUUGCAAAUAUUAGUUGGGCCGACUAUCGUGGUCUGAACUCGUCCGUGUUUGCCUCACUCGACAAGCCAGCCUUGGAAUUCGCCGAACGGGUUCAAAGUGUGAAUCCUCGGAGCAAACAUAUCAUGAUGGAGACCAAAACAGCUACAACACAAGAAGUUAUGAAGUCUAUUCUUGAAAAUCACGUCCAUCGAGUCUGGCUUGUCGAUGACAACGCCUAUGCUGAUGGGAUUGUCACGAUUUCUGAUAUUAUAGCCUUUUUGGGCAAUGUCUGA
Synchytrium microbalum is the source of this 1620-nucleotide messenger RNA. RefSeq lists its product as uncharacterized. NCBI's taxonomy places the organism in Eukaryota, Fungi, Chytridiomycota, Chytridiomycetes, Synchytriales, Synchytriaceae. The record is from RefSeq and is a predicted model, not a curated record. The coding region runs from base 1 to 1620 and encodes 539 amino acids. The transcript is spliced from 6 exons.